Molecule: messenger RNA, 622 nt
Organism: Rhodamnia argentea
Lineage: Eukaryota; Viridiplantae; Streptophyta; Magnoliopsida; Myrtales; Myrtaceae
Product: oleosin Ara h 10.0102
Exons: 1
Coding region: 1-525 (174 amino acids)
Biological process (GO): lipid storage; response to freezing; seed oilbody biogenesis
Cellular component (GO): membrane; monolayer-surrounded lipid storage body
Source: RefSeq, a predicted model, not a curated record
AUGGCGGACCGCGAGAGGGACCGAGACCGUCCCCACCAGAUCCAAGUCCACCCGCAGCACCGCUUCAACGGCGGCCCCGGGGGCAAGGGCAUCAUGCCCGACAGGGGCCCGUCCGCGGGCAAGGUCCUCGCUGUCAUGGCGAUGCUCCCCGCGGGGGGGAUCCUCCUCGGCCUGGCCGGGAUCACCUUCGUCGGGACCAUCAUCGGGCUCUGCCUGGCGACCCCAGUGUUCAUCCUCUUCAGCCCUGUGCUGGUGCCGGCCGCGCUGGUGGUCGGGCUCGCCGUGGCGGGCUUCCUCACGUCGGGAGCGUUCGGGCUGACGGCGCUGUCUUCGCUCUCGCGAGUGGCGAACUACAUACGGCAGGCGACGGGGACGUCGCCAGAGCAGAUGGCAGAGCAUGCGAAGCGGCGGCUCGCGGACACCGCCGGGUUCAUGGGCCAGAAGACGAAGGAGGCGGGCCAGCAGGUGCAGAGCAAGGCCCAAGAAGCCGGCGGCGAGCGUGGCGGCGGCGGUGCGAGGACUUAAAGAAAACGAGGGCUCGAUUAAGAGUUGGACGAGGAGGCGAGGGUGCAUGGUGGGGUUUAAUGAGGGAUCAUAUAGGAGGAGGAUGUUUCAGGGGAUG